This is a messenger RNA of Adineta steineri, 683 nucleotides long. Lineage: Eukaryota; Metazoa; Rotifera; Eurotatoria; Adinetida; Adinetidae. The record is from the annotation of a GenBank genome assembly.
AUCAUAUGGGUUUUUUAAUAUGGCAUGGAUCGAGAGACAAACUCAAUCAAUGUUUUAAUGAACUCAAUCAACAACAUCCAGAUAUACCAGUCACUAUUUCUGUUGGAUUACAUGUAAAUUUUCUUAAUGUUGAUAUUGAAAAUCGUCAAGGUAAUCUACAUACAUGUGUUUAUCAUGAUCCAAAUCAACAACCAUUUCUAUUACCCUAUGCUAUCAAUUAUCCACGAAUAUCACAUCGACAAUGGGUUCGAUUUGCUCUUCUACGUGCUGGUCAAUAUUGUAGUUCAUGGGAUGAUUUUCAAGAUGAACGCAUCUAUAUUGAAUUAACUUGUUUAGCCAAUGGUUAUUCAUUAGAUUUUGUUGAAUAUCAUAUGGAACAAUUCUUUACACGAUUUCCUCCAAUGGACAGGGGUAUUAUUCUCAAUCGAUGGACAUAUCCUACGUUUCGUACACGAUUAUUUACUUAUAUGCGUGAACAACAACAACGACAAUUAAAGAACAAUCCUUCUUUCAUUCAAUUAAGUUAUCUAUUUGAUUGGGGUUCACGAUGUGAAUUCAAUGAGAAAUUCGAUCGAUUAUGGUGGCAAAUACUUGGGUUCGAUACAAAUUUUAGAAAAUUAAAUUUAAGAGUAAAACUUAUUUCUAAACAUUGUUAUCCAUCCAAUGCUUACUUCUUUCCAUAA